AUGAAGGUCUUCCAGCUCACGGCCCUCGUGGGAGGCACUGUGACAGCUAUCUUGCCUGCUGCAGCUCAGAAGGUCGAGCGUGCUCUCAGCGACAUUGCCACUACCGUCAUCCUCACCACGUCAACAUACACCGUCACGGAGUGUGCAUCGGAUGCUGUGAACUGCCCUGCUAGCGCCACGGUGGCUCAGACUUCAACCGUCGUUGUCAGCGUCACAACUACCAUCUGCUCGCUCACUUCCACUCCUCCCGGUGCCCUUCCUCCUGGGAUUGGAUCCUCUGCUCUGACGGCAAGCACAGCACUGCCUACCGUUUCGGCCUCGUUCGACUCCAGCGCCAGCUUCCUGACAUCUUCUCCCACGGCUCCAGUCUUGCCACCAGGUUCUGGCAUCUCAGUGAGCUUGUUGCUUCCCAGUCCGGAUGCGUCCAACACUCCAACUGCCUCAGUCCCCCCGCCGGGUCUUGGGUUCUCACUCAGCUUAAUACUCCCAAGUUCGCAUGCAUCCAAAUCGCUAACUGAUGCUGUUCCUAUCUCUUCCUCCAUGGGCAUCGCCAGCUCCUUCACUGGCUCUGCUCCCCCACAGACAAGUGCUCUUCCCACUGAGGUCAUGGGGACCAUGGAUUCUGCUACCAAUGCACCCCCUACUUCUGGAGCAACCUUUUCCAGCGGAUAUCAGUCGCCAUCCGGCUCAGUUGGUAUACCAUCUUCUUCGCUAAACACCAACACAGAUGCGACGGCCACAUCGUUUACAGUGACUUCAGCUGUACUUAGCCAAGCUAGCUCCUCAAGUGGCUAUGCUGGCAUUCCCUCAGGGAGCUCGGUGCAUCUGUCGGGCUCCGACUCUGCCACUCUUUCCAUUGCACCAACCCCCUCAAGCUCAGUCUACGCCUCGCCCACGGAGUCAGACUCGCUUAUAUCUGGUAGCUCUACAGCUUCCACCAACUCCGGCUCAAUGCCACCUGAUAGUUCAGUCGUUCCUCCGAACACUCAGACCGACGCCAUCUCAACGUCCCCUCUAGUCACUUCUUCGGCAUCUGGGACAAUGGGAGUACCCUCUGGUGAUCACCCAAGCUCUUCUGGUAACCCUACUGCGCCUUCGGGCUCUGACUCUGCCCUUCCUACCGUUUCAACAGGACCUGUCUCUUCCACUGCCGCACCCACCGAGGCAGCUUCUACAUCCACACCUGGAGGUUCCUCGGGCUAUUCUACAGGUACUCGAUCAGGUUCCUUGGGGACCAUCUCUGGUACAUCUUCUCCUGCCAUGUCUGCCAGCUCACAAUACGCGGUGCCACCUCCGGCCAGGUCUGACGCCUCCGACGUCUAUAGCACUACUAGGAUUACAAGCUAUCUGACGCAUACGUUGACGUCGAUAAUCACCGCGAAGCCGUCCGCCAGUCAGCCAGGCAACAACACCGCGACUGAAACGGAUGCUGUUUCUACCGACCGACCUUCCAGCGUUUCGGCUCUUCCAUCUGGAUCAGGAUACCCACUGCCAUCCAAUGGCACAAAUGGCACCAUCGUCGCGCCUACUCCCAGCCCUACCGAUAUUCCUUUCAACAUGGGCCAGGCCAUCGGCGUUGGCAAGAGUUCGUUUGCAGCCAUUGUUGUUGCUGUCGCGUUCGCCCUCUUUAUAUAA
Messenger RNA from Plenodomus lingam JN3, 1635 nucleotides. RefSeq lists its product as uncharacterized. Lineage: Eukaryota; Fungi; Ascomycota; Dothideomycetes; Pleosporales; Leptosphaeriaceae. The record is from RefSeq and is a predicted model, not a curated record.